UGUUGAAGCGGAUUUGUCGCCUGGGCCGAGGCGGGUGGCUGCGGAGCAUGCGUAAGAGUCACUCCUGGAGCCCGAACUACGCUUCCCAAAAGGCCUUGCGGGGCAGGACUUCGCGUCCCACGUGAUUCCCUUCGCGCGCUUUUUACCGGAACCGGAAGUUGCCACUCUUGAGCUGUGCACUUGCUUCGGAUCUUGCUGUGGGAGCCCCAGAGAGGGUUACCCCAAAGGGGGCGGCCCCCGAAGACGCCGCCCGUGGUGUGGAAGCAUGUAAGAUCCUCGAGGGGAGCUCCAGCGCCCUGGGAACGGCCCCCAGCCCGUGUCCCCUUCACGUCAGCAGCUCCUGAUUCCUGCCGCCUAGACCCUGGAGCCCCUCCCCCUUGGGACCUCACCUCCCCUUUGGCUCCUGCCCCGGGGCCCCGCCUUCCCGGACCCUGCAUCUCCCCCCUCCUCUCUGGGCCCCCCAGCCCCUUCCCCAUGGCCCCCUUGGACCCCAGAGCCCCUCUCUCCGAAGCCCGAGUGACGCCCCCCCAGAGUCCCCUCUGGACUCGAUGCGGGGGGAGCCGCAGAGAUGGGUUGGGUCUCAGAACCGAGGGGCAUCGAAGUUCCUCUCUGUCCCCUUCUCAUCCCCAGCGCUGUCGCCCCUCCCCGGCUGCUGGGAGCUCUGAGGAGGCAGAAAUGGCCUCUGGACUCCUGACAGCCAGCGCCCGCCAGGAAUUGUUAACGUUCAGAGAUGUGGCUGUGGUCUUCACCCCGGAGGAGUGGGGACACCUGCGCCCUGCCCAGAAGGAGCUGUACAGGGACGUGAUGCUGGAGAACUACAGGAACCUGGUCUGCCUGGGACUCGUCAUUUCCAAACCAGAUGUGAUAGAUCAGUUAGAACGAGGAGGGAAACUGUGGAUGCCAGAGGGAGAUGUCUUAAGAAGCACCUGUCCAGGGAGAAGUUUGAGGACAUUAAGAGAAUUUUUCGUUUCCCAAAGUCUUUUCAGCCUUUUCUCCUUUUCAGUUAUUGGCCCAACUUAAUAUCCUUUUGCUGUGUCCAUCCCUCCAAGAUAUGAA
Molecule: messenger RNA, 1056 nt
Organism: Phascolarctos cinereus (koala)
Lineage: Eukaryota; Metazoa; Chordata; Mammalia; Diprotodontia; Phascolarctidae
Product: zinc finger protein 69 homolog B-like
Biological process (GO): regulation of DNA-templated transcription
Source: RefSeq, a predicted model, not a curated record